AAAAUUAAUUAAAAGUUUUUGCUGUUAAAUAAAUAAUAAUUGUUAGAGAAAUACCAAGGAUAAAAUCCGUAUAUAGCAACUGGUUGCAGUGACUAGUAGUAGCAGCUCGAAAAAACAUCAAACACUAAAAGUUCACAUUUUGAAAAAUCGGCUGUGUCCAAAACCGCAUACCGCAUGCAUUUGAAAAAGUGUGCAUUUGCAUUUUAUGUGAUCGAAAUAUGAUACAUAUAUCGAUGCAAAACAUCCAAUAUUUGUAUAUGUAUUGUUGUUAUUACUGCUAAUAAUAUAUAUUUAUUAAACAUCAUGAUUUUUCUCGUGACCAUCAUGCAAGUACUUUUGAUAGCAUUCAACCUAUUUCCCAGUCGAUUCACGAAUCGAAAAGUGCUGUUCCUCGUUUACCUCACAAAUCUCGUAACACAUGUUAUGAUGAACGAACCGCGCUUUGCUCAGCCAAUACCCAAUGUGACGGUAGCUGUAGGACGUGAUGCAAAUUUGCCAUGUGUCGUGGAACAUUUAGGCGGCUAUAAGGUGGCUUGGAUACACAUCGAUAGACAAAUGAUUUUGACUAUACAUCGACAUGUCAUCUCGAGAAUACCACGCUACAGUAUCACAUAUGACAAUGCAAACACUUGGCUCUUGCAUGUGAAUCAGGCACAUCAAGAUGAUCGUGGCUACUAUAUGUGUCAAGUGAAUACAAAUCCCAUGAUAAGUCAAGUCGGCUACUUGCAAGUUGUUGUGCCUCCGAACAUAUUGGAUAUUGAGAGCACUCCAUCUUCGGUUGCUGUACGGGAAAAUCAAAAUAUCAACAUGACGUGCCGAGCGGACGGUUUCCCAACACCAAAAAUAAUAUGGAGGCGAGAAGAUGGCGAGGAGAUUGCAGUCGAAAAAAAGAAAAAAGUUUUGGUGUAUGAUGGCGAAGUGCUACCGUUGACUAAAGUUAGCCGCAAUGAGAUGGGUGCUUACCUUUGUAUAGCAACGAAUGGCGUUCCACCCUCCGUAUCGAAGCGCAUUAUACUGGAUGUUGAGUUUUCGCCCAUGAUUUGGGUGCCAAAUCAACUUGUGGGAGCUCCAGCUGGCACCGAUGUCACCAUUGAUUGUCAUACCGAAGCACAUCCUAAGGCUAUUAUUUAUUGGGUUUAUAACUCUGUCAUGGUGUUGCCGAGCAAGAAAUAUAAAACGGAUUACGCGGAAAACUCGUACAGAGCACAUAUGAAACUAACGAUAAGAAAUUUGCAAUAUGGAGACUUUGGUAACUACCGUUGCAUCUCAAAGAACUCCCUGGGGGAAACGGAAGGAUCGAUACGUGUUUAUGAAAUACCUCUGCCUUCAACGCCGUCUAAGCAAGUGACUCAUUCCACUGUCGAGACUAGAGAGAGCAACAUGAUUCUUGGGACGCGUAAUGAUUCAGUUAAAGGAUUACAGACUGAUAUGUAUGGUACGAAAAAUGAGAUUUUUACAGGCUCAGGUGUUGCAGGAAUACCAUCGUCGUCUUCCAUGUCAUCGUCGUCGUCAUCUCAUGCAUCUACUGCAUCAGUCGCUUCAAUAGCUGGAAAUGGCUUAUCGGCCUUUGGUUCUGUUGGCAAUGCAAUCGAUCGUAAAGGUUCACUGGCGAUAGGCAAAAGUAUGUUUUAUACUGAACAUCCACCUAAUGAACUGGGCAGUUCGGCCUUCCCUCUCCGACAACCAACGAAUUUUUUACCAAUUUUUGUUUUCAUAUUUUUAUUACUUGGAAGUCUUCUAUGAAUCAAAUUGAUUUGCUAUUUAAUGUAAAACAAAACAAAACAAAACCAAAAACAAAAAAAAAGAAGAAGAUAUUAAAGAAAGACUAAAACACGAAAUUAUACAUGCCAUAUAUAGCAAUGUUAGCGAUAGACAUUAAAUAAAAAAAAUAAAAAAUAUAUAAAAAUUACUUAUAUAAUAAUCUGUGAGGUUUGUACACACGACACUUAGGCUAUAAGUAGGUAAAAUUGAGGACAAAACUAAAAUAAAUAAAUAAAUAAUAUAUAUAAAUAUACCUAUGUAUAAAUGUAUAUAUAUAUAUAUAUAUAUCUAUAUGUAUGUACUUUGUUAUGUACGUAUUUAGUUUAGUCAAUAGUUAAGAAAAAUUCAAGCGAAAUGCAAAAAAAAAACAAAAAAACAAAAAAAAAAUUGUUAAAUUCUCCGCAAUGGAUAAAUAAUUAACUGCUCAACACAGAACAAAGAUAUGCCUAUUUUAGAAGUGUUCUGUUAGUAGCUUAAUAGACGUAUUUCACGUUUUAAUAGCGCCCUAGACCAAUACGACUUAAGCUAUGUCCGUUCAUCUGUCUGUUGACAAUGGGAAAAAUUUAAUUUUUAAAUGAAAUUCUUAGAGUUAUUCGAAGCCUGACAUAACGAGACGGGCCGUUCUCAAAAAUAUUUUUACUUAACAGAGCCUCAUUUACGGGACAAUAAGCAUAUCAUAAUCGUUUAGAAUUAAUUACAUUUGCAUGUACAUAUAAAGCAAGAUAUAUUAGAAUAAAAUAAUAAUGAUUUAAUUUUGUGCAUUUCGACUCUGCACUUAGUGACUUUAAAAAGAAUUCUCGACACCUAAUGAGACCCCUUUAGCCAACAUCGUCCAUUGAUCCACUGAUUUUUUAAAUAUAUAAAACAAAUUAAGGAAAAAAAAAAGAAGAAAAACAUUGGUCGCUUAAAUAAUAUGUUGCACGUGUGAAAAUUAGUUGAUCAAUCUGCCCUCAAGUUCUUUGAAAUUGGUUUAAAGGCUUGCGUCUGUACUCGUUCUUUGACACAAGAAUUAACGACUAUACCAAAAAUAUUGAUAUCUUUGAAUUGAAUUCCGCCAAGUUUUAAGUCAUUCAUUGUUUAGGGAGGGGGAGAAGAGGAAAAAGCGGGUUUCCGAAAAUUCCUUACUCAUUACAUUCGUAACAAAUUUUCUCUCGAGUCUACGAGAAACGUCGUAACAGGGAAACACACAAAUCUGUCAACCUCUGCGCCGAUUAAAAACUUCCAUAAACCGUAAAGUUUACGGGUCACGUCGUUCGACGAAUAAAACUAGUUGGCAUGCGUCUAGAUAUAUUAUAGAAUCAAUCUUCACUAUUCCGACUUAUACGAAUUGUGGUAUAAAAAACUUUUCUUUUUUUUUACACGAAUUUCAUUUACUUAUACUCAAAAACAUUGAAAGUCAGUAAAACAGUAAAAAUAAGUCUGAAUAUUUUUUAGCAUUGCAUUAAUUUAAGAACUAUAAGAUUUUCGAUUUAUUAGUGUCCGAAUUAGACAAUGCAUUUCGGCCAUUCACAGGGACAUUCACAGUAGAGCGAGUAGUUCUUUUUAAACGAAUUCAAUAUUGAGGUAUUGCUUAUGAUGUAUCGAAUCGGGUAAGAAUCGUCGCCAUUUGGGUAUCUGUUGUAGCGGAUACUUUUAUUUUUUCUUAAUUUCUUUGUCCGAAAUUGUGGUUGACAUUUGUUUCUUUUUUCUUUUUUUUUUGUUUUCUUUUUUUAGAAAAUAGAUAAAUGUUUUACUUGAACAGAACUUGACUAACUUCGAAAAUUGUAUCGAAAUAUGAAAUAUGAAAUAUUUCGCUUUAAAGAAAGUCAACACAUAAAACAAACGUAGCCCUUUUUUUGUCAGUUUUAAUUGCCUUCCGUCACAGUCACAAGCUUGUAUGUAGAAAAAUGAAAUUCUCACUUUUUGUUAAAAAGUUUAAUAUCUGAAAAAAAAGGAAAAAUGUUAAAAGUAUACAGAUUCCUCCUUACGUGUAAAAGUUUAAAUGAUUAACUCAAACGUGCCAUUGUUGCUUUGAUUUAUUUUUUCACGGGUUUCUCUCAGUCAAUUCCUUUUAAAAUUUUAAAAUAAAUAAUUAAAAUCAUUAUGGUGAGAAACCAAAAUGCAACUACGUAGUUCAAGUAGCGCAGAAAAUUUUGUAGUUGAGACCACCUUUAGCAUCAAUUUUCAUUACAAUAUGUAUGAAAAUUAGACCUUGUCACCAUAGCAUGUGAUUAAGCUCAAAAAACGGUAUAAUCACAUUUAACUAUGGUCCAAUUCAACCCAAUGUGACCUUGGGACAAAAUAUGUCAGAUGGACAGACGGACGGAUAUACGUGCUUAAACCUAUCCGUGUAAUAUAAGAUGGGUAUAAUUGAGGUCCUUGUGGAUGUUGCAUAAAUCUGUGCAGAUAUAUCCUUACCUAUCCUACGCUAAUAAACUGUUAGGAGAAACGGUUCAAGUUUAUUUCAAUGGAAAUUUUUUUUUUUUCUAACAGUUUAUACUGCGUAGUGGGAUACGCGAAACGCGUAAAUGUAUAAUUGACUUUUUAGCAAUGAAAGGAAUGUUCUUUUGUUUUGCUAGUGCACUGGUUCGCUAUUGUAUUUCUUUGUAAUUUCAUAUCCGUUAUCGAUAUAUUGUUAUCUUUCUAUGCAGAAUUUUAAUGAUAUUCAAAACUCCAACAAGAAAAGGAACGGAUUAACGUAAAUGAUCCAAAUGUUAUAUUGAAUGAGAUUAUGGGUUUGAUAAGAUCGUUCAUAGCGAGACUGCAUGUUGAUGAGCGUUUUAAUAUUAACGCAAAGGUGUCGCGUUUAAAUGAACUUUUAUAAUAUUUUUAUUCAUUUUGUUUCGAUUGCUAUCUAUUCACAACCUCUUUGCCAGAAACUGUAUAGUGUUUUGUGUGUUUAUGCAAUUUAUUUUAUCCAAUAAGAUCUCCUCUGAAGAAUAGCAAAGCAAAUUGGGUGAACAUGUUUCGUACAAUGCAACAACGGUUUUAGAUUUUUGCGGCACUAAAAAUGCAUUGAACGCAAUAUUUUUUUAUUUUUACAAUUUUAUAUAUAUGUUAUUUGUAUGGAAGGGGAGCAGAGAAAGGAUAUGGGAAACUUUGCUCGUUAAAAUGUUAAUAAAUUCAUAAUAAAUACCAGUUUCUCCUAUAAGAUAUAUGCACAUUAUUCUCUUCUAUCUCGCGUUGAGUAAAAACAUUGAAUACAUUUUUAAUUAUUCUUGCUUUGACCAUUUAAAACAAAAAACAAAAAACAAA
Messenger RNA from Glossina fuscipes, 4995 nucleotides. RefSeq names its product lachesin (gene DIP-delta). Bases 304 to 1743 code for a protein of 479 amino acids. The transcript is spliced from 11 exons. The record is from RefSeq and is a predicted model, not a curated record. Gene Ontology annotation, cellular component: neuron projection. Lineage: Eukaryota; Metazoa; Arthropoda; Insecta; Diptera; Glossinidae.